Messenger RNA from Ostreobium quekettii, 477 nucleotides. The record is from the annotation of a GenBank genome assembly. NCBI's taxonomy places the organism in Eukaryota, Viridiplantae, Chlorophyta, Ulvophyceae, Bryopsidales, Ostreobiaceae.
AUGACUUGCCCUUGUUUGCAGGACCCGACACACCCAAACAGUGUCAGCCACACCCUGCAGAACGUGCGAGCAGGCCGCAUGAGGCCCUUUCCAGACAGCGUGUCGCCUGAGUUGCAGGAGCUCAUCAGGCACAUGCUUCAGCGGGAGUCCCAGAAGCGCAUCACUCUGAGGCAGGUCUCGCAACACCCGUGGGUGAGGAGGAACGCAAUGAUCCAUGCGAGGAAAAUCGGGCGGCCCGAGCUCAGCUCCGACGACUCGGGCGAGGUGCCCACUCCGGGCAACGGCGCGCCCGUGCCGGCAGUGGCGGCAGGUGCAGACAACAAGCUGCACACGAUUGCAUCAAAGGAGGCUUACGACGUGCGCGAUGAGGGUUCCACGCCUCGCAUCCAGCCUGGCUGCUUCGGGGUCGUCCCUGGCCGGAAGUCCACGGUCUCAAUUUCCUCGAGGUUGAAGAAGUUCUUUGGCGGCGUGAACUGA